AUGGGCAACUUUGAACCCAAGGAGCCUGAAGCCAGAAAUACUCCCUGGUGAGAUGGGGAGCCUGUAUACACUACAAUGGAAGAGCAGUCCAAAGUUUCCACCAGACUAUUCGAGAGUUUCGGCUUCAACAUGAUAGCCAGUGACAAGAUUCCUAUGGACAGAAGCAUCCCUGACACCAGGAUGGAUGAGUGCAAGUACUGGCACUACCCUACAGACUUGCCCACGGUCAGCGCCAUCCUGGUGUUCCACAACGAGGGCUGGUCCACCCUUGUCCGCUGACUGUGCAAUAGCUGGCCAUCAACAACUCCCGCCAAUCUGCUCAAGGAGGUUGUCAUGGUGGACGAUUACAGUGACAAGGAGCACCUGAAAGGCAAACUAGAGGACUAUGUGAAACAGUUCAAUGGUAAAGUGAAGCUGUCGAAUGAAGACAGAGAGGGACUGAUCCGAACUCGGACCCGAGGGGCAGAAUUGUCCACUGGGGAUGUCAUUCUGUUCCUGGAUGCCCAUUGUGAAUGUAACAGAAACUGGCUGGUUCCUCUGCUGACACGUAUCAGGCAUGACAGAACUGUGAUGGCAGUGCCAAUAGUGGAUGGAAUUGACUGGAACAACUUCCGUUACCACCCUGUCUACACCACCAACCAUCAUCGUGGUAUCUUCGAGUGGGGGUUCCUGUACAAGGAGAGCCAGGUGCCCCAGAAGGAGCUGGGCACAAGGGCAUACAACAGUGAACCCUACAAAUCCCCGACCCAUGCUGGAGGCCUGUUUGCCAUGGACAGGAAGUACUUCUUUGAAAUUGGAGCAUAUGACCCUGGUAUGCAGAUCUGGGGAGGAGAGAACUUUGAACUUUCCUUCAAGAUUUGGCAGUGUGGAGGCUCAAUAGAGUGGGUGCCAUGCGCUAGAGUGGGACAUGUCUACAGAAACCAUAUGCCUUACUCAUUUGGCAAGAUCAGUCACAAGAUACCUGUUAUCAACUUGAACUACAUGCAGAAAGUGGUGGAGGUAUGGCUGGACCCUGAGUUCCGAGAGUACUUCUACACGUACGAGCCCACUAUCCGUGGCUAUCCGGGUAAGAGUGACCUCACCAAGCAGCUGGAGUUCAAGAAGGAGAAGAAGUGAAAGAGCUUCAAGCGGUUCAUGGACAAUGUGGCAUAUGAGGUGUAUGACCGGGUCCCUCCAAUAGAGUUCAAGGAGAAGCAAGGGAACCGAUGCUGGGACACUGUGGGCCAGGGUGUGAAUGGAGGUCCCAUUGGGGUCUACUACUGUCAUCACGGGGGCGGAAACCAGCUGUAUCGCCUUAAUGCCAAGGGUCAGAUUGGGUAUGGAGGCCGAUGUAUCGAGUCUCCAAAUGGUGACACUCUCCACAUUCAUUACUGUGAUGUACAGCCUACAGGACCAUGGGACUAUGGCCGAGGA
Messenger RNA from Haliotis rubra (blacklip abalone), 1413 nucleotides. RefSeq names its product N-acetylgalactosaminyltransferase 7-like. Lineage: Eukaryota; Metazoa; Mollusca; Gastropoda; Lepetellida; Haliotidae. Gene Ontology annotation, cellular component: Golgi apparatus. The record is from RefSeq and is a predicted model, not a curated record.